AUGGCCACGACCAAAGACAUAACCACCGGGUCUAUUGAUGAGGGAGAACUCCGCCGGCAUAGUGUGGGAACCGUUGAAAUCCAAGAUGCCUCUGGAAGACGCAAGACUGUUCAGCUGGAUGAGCUGAAUCCCGCUGACCGAGCUCUCGCUGAACAAUUCGGCUACAAGCCUGUCUUCAAGCGCGAGUUCGGCUACCUCUCGACUUUCUCCUUCGCCGUGAGUAUCUCCGGACUUUUUGCGACAACCACCACCACUUUCAUCUACCCACUAGAGGCCGGUGGUUCUGCUUCCGCCGUGUGGUGCUGGCUCAUUUCUGGUGCUGGAUGUAUGUGUAUAGCUUGCUCUGUCGCUGAAUUGGUUUCCGCGUACCCAACCUGUGGAGGUCUGUACUACACCGUUUCCCGAUUGGCGCCCAAGGAAUGGGUUCCCUCGAUCAGUUGGAUUACCGGGUGGAUCAAUCUCUUAGGACAAGUCGCCGGCAUCGCCUCCUCCGAGUAUGGCGCCGCUCAGAUUCUGUUGGCCGCCGUCUCCAUUGGACGUGACUUCCAGUGGUUUCCCACCACCAACCAGACCGUAGGAGUCAUGGCUGCACUGACUGUUCUGAAUGGAUUGGUCAAUUCUCUUUCAACAUACUGGAUGGAGAAGAUGACCAAGACUUAUGUUAUUUUCCAUUUUGCCGUCCUCAUCUCCUGUGCCGUUGCACUUUUGGCCAAGACCGACAAUAAGCACGAUGCGAGCUACGUUUUCACACACGUCGAAGGAAACGCGGGUUGGACACCAGUUGGAUGGUCCUUUUUGUUUGGCUUCUUGUCCGUUUCCUGGACGAUGACCGACUACGAUGCAACGGCUCACAUUACGGAGGAGAUCGCCGAGCCCGAAAUCAAGGCACCAUGGGCUAUCUCGAUGGCCAUGCUCUGCACGUACGUCUUGGGAUGGCUUUUCAAUAUUGUCCUCUGCUUCUGCAUGGGUGAUCCUACCGAAAUUCUUUCCUCUCCGAUCUAUCAGCCUGUUGCGCAGAUCUUCUACAAUUCGCUUGGCAAAGGUGGUGGGAUUUUCUUCACCGUGGCGGCAUUCAUCAUCCUGCAAUUCGUCUGCUGGACGGCAACACAGGCGUUGGCACGGACGGUGUUUGCAUUCUCCCGCGAUCGUCUGAUUCCCUUCUCCAAGGUCUGGACCAAGAUCAAUCGUUUUACUGGAACGCCAUUGUACGCAGUCUGGAUCAGUGUCUUCUGGUGCAUUGCCAUCAACUUGAUCGCUCUGGGCUCAUACAUCGCCAUUGCCGGUGUUUUCAACGUCUGCGCGAUCGCACUCGACUGGUCAUAUGUCAUUCCGAUUGUCUGCAAGUUGAUCUUCCACAAAUUCGAGCCGGGUCCAUGGCAUAUGGGCAAAUUCUCCUUCUUCGUCAACGUCUGGGCCUGCAUCUGGACCCUCUUCGUCACCAUCAUUUUCAUUCUACCAACCAUCAGACCGGUGACGGCCGACAACAUGAACUACGCCAUUGCUUUCUUGGCUUUCAUCCUCCUAUGCGCUGCCGUUUAUUGGUACCUUGGUGGCAAGAAAUUCUACACAGGUCCCAUCAUUGAAGCCGAAAUUCAUCAAGAUGAAGUUGACAGCUCGACAUCAGCACUGGAUCAGGAGAAGAAAGACGAUGGAAUGCGCGAAAGGGUGGCCACUGCAGUUUAA
Rhinocladiella mackenziei CBS 650.93 is the source of this 1683-nucleotide messenger RNA. RefSeq lists its product as uncharacterized. Gene Ontology annotation, molecular function: transmembrane transporter activity. Gene Ontology annotation, biological process: transmembrane transport. NCBI's taxonomy places the organism in Eukaryota, Fungi, Ascomycota, Eurotiomycetes, Chaetothyriales, Herpotrichiellaceae. The coding region runs from base 1 to 1683 and encodes 560 amino acids. The transcript has 3 exons. The record is from RefSeq and is a predicted model, not a curated record. Gene Ontology annotation, cellular component: membrane.